AACAAACCCUAACUUUACCCAUAUAAAUUCUUGCACACAAGUUUACUUUUUCUUUUUCUUUGCUUUCUUCUGUAUUUGCCGCCGCUUCUCUGCUCUCCAGCUCCGGUCAAUCCGUACAGGUAAGUCAAAAAGUUGUGAAAGAUGGGUCGUGUUCGUACCAAAACGGUUAAGAAGUCUUCACGUCAGGUGAUUGAGAAGUACUACUCACGGAUGACACUAGACUUCCACACCAACAAGAAGAUCUUGGAAGAAGUUGCAAUCAUCCCAUCGAAAAGGCUACGCAACAAGAUUGCUGGAUUCUCCACUCACUUGAUGAAACGUAUCCAAAAGGGUCCAGUCCGUGGAAUCUCCCUCAAGCUACAAGAGGAAGAGCGUGAAAGGCGAAUGGACUUUGUUCCCGAUGAGUCAGCCAUUAAAAUCGAUGAUGUUAAGGUGGACAAAGAGACACUAGAGAUGCUUGCUUCUUUGGGAAUGUCUGAUAUUGCUGGGAUUUCUCAAGUGGAGACACAACAAGCUAUGGCACCUGCUGUGUUUGGACGUCCCGCAGGAAGAUACCAACGCUAAGUUUAUUGGGUUUCAAUCAAAGAUUUCGGAGACGAGAGUUUGGUUUAUUGGUCUAGUAUGGAUUCAACAUCGUUUCCUUUGAUUUAAGAUUAAUGUCGUUUCCUUUGAUUUAAGAUUAAUGUCUGGAAUUUAUAGCUUUUGCUUUGUUUUAACCUUUUUUUUUGGUCCAUUUUGAACUAUGAUUUGGAGUUGCAAUCAAUUGAAAACAGCAUGUAAUUCAUCUCUUCAAUUGUUUUGUGGUAAGAAAAUGAUAUCAAAAACGUUUUCUAAAUUCCAAGGGUGUGUAGUCUUUGUACGUAAUAUUCA
Messenger RNA from Arabidopsis thaliana (thale cress), 870 nucleotides. RefSeq names its product Ribosomal S17 family protein. NCBI's taxonomy places the organism in Eukaryota, Viridiplantae, Streptophyta, Magnoliopsida, Brassicales, Brassicaceae. The record is from RefSeq and is marked reviewed. Gene Ontology annotation, cellular component: ribosome. The transcript is spliced from 2 exons. The coding region runs from base 142 to 564 and encodes 140 amino acids. Gene Ontology annotation, molecular function: mRNA binding; structural constituent of ribosome. Gene Ontology annotation, biological process: translation.